AUAAUAAUAAUAAUAAUAAUAAUAAUAAUAAGACUAUCGCAAUCGACGUUGAAAGCACAUUAUCAGACGAAAGUACUUCCCAGACAGACCUUUGGAAUACAGUCUCGUAAUCUAUUUGUGUAUUCCUCUUAAUAAGACAGAACAGGAUUUUUAAAAUAUUCAAAUAUUCGACGAAGGCAAAAGAGCAAGAGUUUACAAAAAAAAUCAUUUCACUUUCCUGUAAAACAGAUAUAAAGACAGAGAAAAAAAACGUUUUAACUAAACUGGUGAAUAUAUUUUUUUGGAAUAUUGAAAACUGCAUUCACAUCCACAUUUCAUUUAUUUACUGAAACCGAAACUGGGGAAUUAGUAUUUUGGAGAAAUUAUUUCUGCAGUACUGAGAAAUAUUUAUGAUAUACUACUACUAUACAACAAAAUCAACAACAACAACAACAGCAACAAUGAACGUCAUCCAUAGUCUUCAACAACGUUGCAUACAUAUUGUACACUGCAAUUGCAGAAUUGCUCAAAUAUGAUCAAAAAAAUCUGUGAAAUGAUAAUUCGCUUAAAAAUUAAUUAAUUAAAAACCAAAGCAAAAAUCUCUUCAUCAUCAUGUUCUCAAAAUCUACCUGGUUUAGUCUCCAAAAGUAUACAAAUGUACGUAAUGGGAACUCAAUUCAUAUGCUUCUGCAAACGGUUGUUAUACACCUAUGCAUAUCAGUGAUCAAUGUUCAAUGCACUGUCGCUCAGAGCGCAGUUUUUCUUCAAGAAAAUGCAAUCACCAAGUCGACGAAAACAAAAUGCAUAAAUUCACAUGAGCUCAUUUCGUUUAAUGAAAAUGUCAACAAAGCUAAAGAGGUGUUAUAUUUAACACACAAUAGUAACCAUAAAUUGAGUGAUAAUAGUAAUAAUAAUGAUGAUAAAAAUGGAGACAACAGACUGAUUGAUACUCAGCACACAACAUUUACUCGUCUGUCAAAGUUACCAUUAGAAGUAAAACGGAGUAAAAGACAGUCUGUUUGUUCAGAGUGUAGACAGAAGCAUUAUGAUCAGCAGCGCCAGCGCCAGCGCCAACGCAAACCUCUUUUAAAUACACAAAAGUCAGAAAGGCUUAUUAAAAACACAAAACGCGCGCUUUUUAACAACACAUCAUACACCACUUAUGAGUAUGUACCUUUUAUUAAAAGUCCAGCUAAAAUUGUCCAUCCACCUUUGGAUACAAAAGCUAUCGCCGGAGAAUCGAUUUUAUUUUUCUGUCAAGCUGAAGGUAAUCCUACGCCAAGAGUUGUCUUCCGUUGGAAUGAUGUUGAAAUAACACAGAAUAGACCCGGGCUACAAUUUAAAGAAUUGUCUGCAGAUAGUGUUGCUUUACGCGCCAAGCUAGAAUUGAAUCAUAACGGAAAUACUGUAACAUGUUUUGCUCAGAAUCAUGUCGGUUCCGAUUCAGCUACAGCCCAGAUAUCAGUAUACAAUGCAAAUGAAACUCCACCAAGAGGAUUCCCUAAAGUGCAUCAAGAUCCAUCUGCUACAAUCAGUCAAGUUGGUGAUUCAACACAUCUACAAUGUGAUGUUUCAGCUGAACCACCGGCUACAGUCUACUGGAUUAAAGAUCAAUUCGAACUGAUCGAUACAAGUCUUCCAAGAUUUCGCAUUGUCAGAUCAGGAUCGCUUGUAAUUGAAACUCUGUUAGAAACUGAUUCAGGUGCUUAUGAGUGUAUGGCACGUAAUGAAGUCGGCACUGUACUGAGUAAUUCAGGUCAUCUGCAUGUACGACAUAAUCUUACAAUUGCUUAUCAUUUUCUUCAACAAAGAGGUAUUCAGUUUCCACCGACAAUCAAUGAAAUGCCGGAGAAAGUUGAAGUAUCACCUGGGAAGGGAACAAAUCUCACCUGCCGAGCUGGUGGUUUUCCGAUACCUAUGGUAUGGUGGUCAACGCUAGGUACACCAGCUGGACCACGUCAUUCAGGACCAAUUAUUCUAGCUGAACGUGCAUUGACAGAACCUCAACCACAUGAAGCUACUUUGCGUUUAACAGAUAUUACCGAGUCAUCUGGAUAUAAUUGUAUUGCAAAAAAUGGUCUGGGUUUAGUGCGACGAAAUGUUAGUGUUAUUGUUAGACAACUCCCUGCUCCACCGUCAAGUUUAGAUGCUCGACCAAUCGGUGGGACAUACGCAGUACUCAGAUGGCCACCGAGUAUCUCCACCGGUGUUGAUUCGUAUACAAUCAGUUUACAAGUGAAUGAUGGUGAUUUAGGUGAACUUGGCCGACGUCAAAUCACCAACAUUGAUCCAUCUGAAAUGAAAUCAGAAAUCUCACCUAGUUUAUUAGACAUGACUUAUUCUAAAGAAAGUCCAAUGAUUACUUACAAUCUAACUGAAUUAAGCCCAUAUACACUGUACACAGCACAAGUGCAUGCAGUCAGUAGAGUGGCUGGUUUAUCUUUGCCUAGUGAUUCAGUGAAAUUUAGAACUGCUGAAUUAGCUCCUGGAACACCUCCACAAGUUUUGCAAGCGAAUGUUGACUCUCCAGAUUCUGUGAUUGUCACCUGGAAGCCACCGAUUGAAGCCAACGGUCGUAUAACUGGCUAUAAAUUGUAUUAUACUACAAGACCAGAAGAUUCACUUAAUUCAUGGUUGAUUGCUAGAACAGCACAAGAGAAAUAUCAGCUAACAAAACUCGUCCCAAAUGCUACCUAUUAUCUAAAGGUUAAUGCAUACAAUGCUGCAGGCGAUGGACCCGUCAGUGAACAAUUACCCAUUGUAAUAACACCUGGAGUUCCAACUGCACCGACCAAUUUUCGUGGUGUAUCUAUAAAACCAACAAACAUCCAUUUAACAUGGACACCGCCAAAUAUGCCAAAUGAUCAGAAACUACUUGGUUACAAGUUAAGAUUUCGACCAGCCAGUACAAAUAGUCUAAUCAAACCAUUAGAUUAUACACAACAACAACAACAGCAACAGAGUACAAAGGCAUUAGUCACCGAAACACGUGAUAUUGAUGCAGACGCCACACAAUACUUGAUGACCGAUCUAGAACCAAGUACACGGUAUUAUUUAAGUUUGGCUGGUCAAACUGUACACGGUUAUGGAGUGGCGGCACAAAUUGAAGUACAAACUAAUGACUAUCCUUUCGAUCUGCCUAGACCAAAAAAUGUUCACCUACGUACACUGACAAAUGUCAGUGCAAAAAUAUGCUGGGAUCGACCAAAUCUGCCUGAAUUAAUGUACUCUAUCAUAUCCUAUGAAUUGUUAUUCGGUCUAUCGAAUGAAGCCAGCAGCCCAUUGAAUGCUACCGGGAUAAUACCGUUGCCCCAGACAAUCUGUUGUUGUUUCACCCUGCUACAUUUACGCCCCGGUACUGAUUAUCGGAUAUGGUUACGUUUGGCUAGUCAUAGAACUCUACCGAAUACAAUCGCUAGCAAAAACACCGACACCAAGAACAAUAAUAAUAACAAUAACAACAACAACAAUAAUGGAUUAUUCACGAGUAGAACCAAUUCACCUUGGUCAUCAAUUGACUCCAAGAAUAAGAUUACUGGUCCAGUCUCGGAACCACAAGCUUUCCGUACAUUAUUUACUAACGUUCCAAUGAAACCUAGGAAAUUACACCUUGUCGGCAUACAUAAAAGAUCACGACUAACAUCAUCAUCAUCAGCAGCGUCAGCAUCCCGUCCAGAUCAGUCUCUGGCACGUGGAAUCAUUGAUCUACCCUAUCUGUGUGUUGAAUUAGCCUGGGAUCCACCUGAAGGAUUGCAUACAACUCGACAGGUUAGCUAUCAAGUGUUUGCACGACUAAUUGGUCCACAAGAAUUAGUGAAUGAAUUAACCGAUACUACACUGGGUUCAAGUGAACCAUACGGAGCAAGUUUAGAUCGUGAUACUACUGGUCAUCCAUUGUUACAGAGAAGACUAUUGGCCAAUGUUACUGGGAAUACAUUCAGGUCAUCAGAAAGUGAUAAUAUUGGUUACGGAUUGACUUAUCUGUUUGAAGUUGUACUAAUGAACACAAGUUCUACAGGUCUUACAGCUCAGCUAGAAGUGACAACACCCGAUGCACCUCCAUCCAGUAGUCCGUUACACGUUCGUCUGAGCGGUUUAUCAUCCAGUUCAGUUGAAGUCAGCUGGGCACCACCGCCUCUACAAUAUCGUAAUGGAAAAUUGACAGGAUAUGAGGUCAGGUUUUUCGAGGUGGGUGCUGAGACACAGACUGAGACGAAUAUCAAAGUCACAGUGCCUGGUCAACGACAAUAUACAGCAAGAGGAUUGAAAGAGAAGACAUUCUACACAUUUAUGGUCCGUGCUUUCACGUCUGCUGGUCCCGGUCCUUGGUCUGGUGCCAGUAAUAUACGUACAAGUGUAGAAUUGCCACCACCACCCUUGGAUAUUCAAGCUUCACGAAUUAAUCAACAUCAAAUAAAAGUCACUUGGCGAAUACCAACACGUGAAGAUCACUCAGGCACAGGUGGUAAACAAAUGUCUAUUCAAGGCUUUCGAUUAUUGUACUCAGCAAAUAAUAAUCCAUAUGAAGCUGGUCAAUGGACAUCGUUUGAUGUUGGCCCAGUUAACAUGGCUAUCAUCAGUCAUUUGGAGAGUAAAACAAGUUAUGUGAUAUGCAUUAAAUCUCGUGGCCCAGAUGGACGUUACGGGGAUUGUAGUCAACCAGUGAUAAGUCGUUUAGCGACUGGUAAUAGUGAAAGUGACUUUUCAGUACGUGGUCUGUUCUGUUCUGGUGAUGAUACAAGUGUUAAAGUUACCUGGCAACAACCGAAAAGAACGGAAAAAUUAGAAGGAUUUAAGUUACGGAUUGGAGGUUCAAAGAAAUUUGCUGAUGAUGCUGGUGUAAUUAAACGGCUGGAAUUUCCAGCACGUAGUGUCAGUGUAACAUAUGCAGCCUUGCAUUCAGGUUAUACAUAUACAGUUAGCGACUUAGAGCCGAACAGUGUUUACGAUGUCCAAUUGAGUGCUUAUUAUGAUUUAACAUUGAAUAUGCAGAGUAAUUGGGAGACUACCAGUUGCUUUACACAAAUGCAAAGGCCUCCGUUUGUACCAACUCCGAUACCUGUGGCUGUAUCACCGAGUCGACUGCAAGUUAUGCUUCAAUUGAGUCGUGUCAGUGAACAGUAUGGUAAAAUACGUCAAUACUUUCUUGUAGUAGCACCUGUUCACUUAGCGGAUAGUUUGACUGAACAGAUCAGCAUCGAUACAACAAUUACAGCGUCACGAGGUCUUCCAAGCUCUGAGACGCGUUAUGUUGCCGCUAGAUAUCUACAGGAUUUCUUUGACCCUCCACCUAGACACUCUAGAAAUUUUACUCUGGGCAGCUACAAUGUCAAGUUGAAUCGACCAGUAAGACAGGCGAAUUCAAGUCGCGCUAGACGUCAGGCACCAGGAACAGAGGAUGGAUUCACCGAUGAAAUAGAUUCAGAUAUAGUGUUUGAUAAUAAAGCUUUAGUUCUUGGACAGGAGUACAAAGCAUUUGUCAGAGCAUGUGUAUUUCAAGAAGAUCAGUCAACUUCUGAUGGACCAGAAGCGUGUACAUCAUCUGCUUGGUCACAUGGUUUCGGACCUGAUCGUCAACUUCCUCCAUGGAGUGAAAUGAUGAGUAAACAUCUAAUGAAUAGUGAAUUGGCCGGUAAGAACUCGAUGGAUACUGAUGAUGGCAGAAGUAGCACUUCAUUUGGAUUUAAUCUUGCCCGCGGGUUCACAGGAUCAGGAAAUGAUAUAUUUAUUAUCACGAUAGUGGCUGCAGUGGUUGGCUUAGCAUUGAUAGCGGUUAUUUGUAUUGCCUUUGGAUGCUUUAUGAAGCGUAAACGUCGUCCUAAACUUAUGAAUCAUUUAACUCCAAAUGAUUCAACAAUGAAACAACCAUUAAUGCGAAUGAAUGAUUGUGGUCCUACAGCCAACGGGAAUAGUUUCCCCUUGAUAUCAAGUGGCAUAGAAGCAGCAAUGAAUAGUAAUCUAGUCUCAUCGAUUGAUAAACGUGGCAGUUCACUGACAGGGAAUGAUAGUCUACAGAGUGCAACACUGUUAGCUGCUUCAUCACCAGGUCCCCCUCACUCUUCGCUAAUCUCAUCGAUAUCGGCUACAACAGGUCGACCAAAUCUAAUCACAUCAGCUACAUCAAGUCCACUUACAGGUAUUACAGGCCAACUGGAUCCAAGACAUCCUCACCAUCAUCAUCAAAUGUCAUUAGUCUCACCACCAUUGAUUGAUAUGUCUGUACAUCAUGGCCAGCCUCUUGGACUAACUAAUGUCUCGACCCCACCGACUAUUCAACAGCCUAUAAAUCCGUUUUUAUCUCAUCGAGGAACAUCCAGUAGUCAUACUGGUAGUCAUCCAAGUUCACUGACUGGGAGUGGUACAGGAGCUGUACACAAUGUGUUAGGUAUAAGCAACAAUUAUAUGAAUGAAAAUAAUAAUAGUAGCAAUAAUAAUACAAUGUGUGAUGGUUUAGUCAUUUCAAGAAAUGGACUUCCAGGAUCUGAAAGUGGACCAGAAUCAGCGUUCGACAUUCAACAAUUGCCGUUUGAAAUGAAAGGUCAUUCAAUGCACCAUCCAAUUCCAGUUAAUAUUCUACCAGAUCAUGUGGCGCGACUUUCAGCCGCUGACAAUCUUUUAUUUUCCCAAGAAUAUGAAUCAAUUGAAACGGAACAACAAUUCACCUGGGAGAAUUCCAAUCUUGAAGUGAAUAAAUCGAAAAAUCGUUAUGCCAAUGUGAUUGCCUAUGAUCAUUCCAGAGUUGUACUCCAAUCGAUUGAUUGUGUUCCAGGUUCUGACUAUAUUAAUGCUAAUUACAUUGAUGGUUAUAGAAGAAUGAAUGCCUACAUCGCUACUCAGGGUCCAACACCAGAAACAUUUUCAGAUUUUUGGCGUAUGAUAUGGGAACAACGCGUAUCGAUAAUAGUCAUGAUGACAAAGUUGGAAGAACGUUCCCGUGUCAAAUGUGAUCAAUACUGGCCAUCACGUGGACCAGAAUCAUUUGCCGGUGGUCUUCUUCUAGUUAAACCUAUCGACACUAUUGAAUUAGCCUACUAUACAAUACGGACAUUUCAUUUAACCGCUCGUGGUAUUGAAGAUGAAUGCCGACAGGUGAAACACUUCCAGUUUACAGGUUGGCCUGAUCACGGUGUACCUGAAUAUCCAAUCCCAUUGUUACUGUUUAUUCGUCGAGUUCGAGCCACUUUAGCAGCGAAUACAAGUAGUAUGUGUCAGUCGAAUCAUAAUAUGGAACAAACACCGAUUGUUGUACAUUGUUCUGCUGGUGUAGGAAGAACAGGAGCAUUCAUUGUAAUCGACAUAAUGCUGGAACGAUUGAAAUAUGAAAAAACUGUGGAUAUUUAUGGAUGCGUCAAAGCCUUACGCAGACAACGUAACUUUAUGGUGCAGACAGAAGACCAAUACAUAUUUAUCCAUUCAGCCCUACUGGAGGUUAUCGAUGCUGGGAACACUGAAGUUCUGGCGAGAAAUCUCUCCGCACAUAUUAAAAAGCUACGUAUGCUUGAUGCAACCGGUGGAUCUGGUAUGGAAUUAGAAUUCAAGAAAUUAGCUCAAUUUCGAUUACCACAUGCUAAAUACACAUCAGCACAAUUAAGUUGUAAUAAAAAUAAAAAUCGUUUAUUAAAUAUCCUACCGUAUGAAUCAACUCGAGUCCCCUUACAACCGAUACGGGGUGUUGAAGGAUCAGAUUAUAUCAACGCUAAUUUUAUUGAUAGUUAUCGUGAUCGUAAGGCGUAUAUUGCAACUCAAGGACCAAUGGCAAAAACAGUUGAAGAUUUUUGGAGAAUGAUAUGGGAGUUGAAUUCAAAUAUUGUUGUAAUGUUAACAAAUCUGAAUGAACGUGGUCGGGAAUGUUGUUAUCCAUACUGGCCGACUGAACGAUCUUCACGCUACCAAUAUUACGUUGUUGAUCCUAUGGUUGAAUACAACAUGCCAAAUUAUACUUUAAGAGAAUUCAAGCUAACAGAUGCGCGAGACGGUCAAGCGCGUACACUUCGCCAAUUCCAGUUCACAGAAUGGCCUGAGCAUGGUGUACCUGAAAGUUGUGAGGCAUUUAUAGAUUUUCUUGGACAAGUACACAAAACUAAAGAACAGUUUGGACAAGAUGGACCAAUAACUGUACACUGCAGCGCUGGAGUUGGCAGAACUGGUGUAUUCCUAGCCCUAUCUAUUGUCCUUGAAAGAAUGCGACAUGAAGGCGUUGUUGACAUGUUCCAGACAAUUAGAAUGCUUAGAACACAACGACCUGGUAUGGUUCAAACAGAAGAUCAGUAUCAGUUUUGUUAUAAUGCUGUUCUCGAAUAUCUCUCCUCAUUCGAUCACUAUUCAAUCUAACUAAUCACACAGAGAGUUGAAUUUUUAAAUUUUCUUUUUUUGCUUCCAAAUUCUGCAAUCCACCUACCCACUGUGGUUGUGUAUUUGGAGAACUGGGUGGUGGAGAAUAUACAUAUAUAUAUAUAUAUAUAUAU
Trichobilharzia regenti is the source of this 8444-nucleotide messenger RNA. Lineage: Eukaryota; Metazoa; Platyhelminthes; Trematoda; Strigeidida; Schistosomatidae. The record is from the annotation of a GenBank genome assembly.